AUGAUUUUUAAGUAUAUCCAGGAGCCAAUCCUCGGAGCUUUAUUUCGCUCUCGCGAUUCGCUGAUCUACUUAAACCGAUCCAUUGAUCAAAUGGGAUGGAGACUGCCGCCAAGAACUAAGCCAUUCUGGUGGCUUUAUUAUAUUUGGUCCUUAGUGGUCAUAGUACUCGUCUUUAUCUUCAUACCCUACGGCCUCAUAAUGACUGGAAUAAAGGAGAUGAAGAACUUUACGACCACCGAUCUGUUUACGUAUGUUCAGGUGCCGGUUAAUACCAAUGCCUCCAUAAUGAAGGGCAUUAUUGUGUUGUUUAUGCGAGGACGAUUUUCCAAGGCCCAGAAGAUGAUGGACCUAAUGGAUGUUCGUUGCACCAAGAUGGAGGAGAAGACCCAGGUGCAUCGAUCAGCGGCUUUAUGCAACCGAGUUGUCGUUAUCUAUCACGGCAUAUAUUUCGGUUACCUAACUAUGGCCUUAAUCGGAGCUUUGGUGAUCGGAAAGACUCCUUUCUGUCUGUAUAAUCCACUGGUUAACCCCGACGAACAUUUCUACUUGGCCACUGCCAUUGAAACGGUUACAAUGGUUGGUAUUAUUUUGGCGAACCUCAUUUUGGAUGUCUAUCCCAUUCUGUAUGUGGUCAUAUUGCGGACCCAUCUUGAACUUUUGAGUCAGCGAAUCAAGAAUCUUCGAUCCGAUUUGGAUAAAGAAGACGAUGAACAUUACGGAGAACUGGUGGAGUGUGUAAAGGAUCACAAGCUGAUUGUCGAAUAUGGAAACACCCUGCGUCCCAUGAUAUCAGCCACGAUGUUCAUACAAUUGCUAUCCGUCGGCCUUCUUUUGGGUUUGGCAGCGGUAUCCAUGCAAUUUUACAAUACCAUAAUGGAACGUUUGGUCUCUGGAGUGUACACAAUUGCCAUACUUUCUCAGACCUUCCCAUUUUGCUAUGUUUGCGAGCAACUGAACAGCGAUUGCGAAUCCCUGACCAACACAUUGUUCCAUUCCAAGUGGAUCGGUGCAGAGCGUCGAUAUAGAACCACGAUGCUGUACUUCAUUCAUAAUGUCCAGCAGUCGAUUCUGUUCACCGCCGGUGGAAUUUUUCCCAUUUGCUUAAACACCAAUAUUAAGAUGGCCAAGUUUGCUUUUUCCGUGGUAACCAUUGUGAAUGAAAUGGACUUGGCAGAGAAAUUGAGAAGAGAGUAG
Messenger RNA from Drosophila takahashii, 1194 nucleotides. It is a transcript of the gene Or85a, whose product is annotated as Odorant receptor 85a. NCBI's taxonomy places the organism in Eukaryota, Metazoa, Arthropoda, Insecta, Diptera, Drosophilidae. Gene Ontology annotation, cellular component: plasma membrane. Gene Ontology annotation, molecular function: odorant binding; olfactory receptor activity. The record is from RefSeq and is a predicted model, not a curated record. Gene Ontology annotation, biological process: sensory perception of smell; detection of chemical stimulus involved in sensory perception of smell.